This is a messenger RNA of Lingula anatina, 2728 nucleotides long. RefSeq lists its product as uncharacterized. Lineage: Eukaryota; Metazoa; Brachiopoda; Lingulata; Lingulida; Lingulidae. The record is from RefSeq and is a predicted model, not a curated record.
GGAAGCGGUCUAGUUUUUAUUAACUUUCAGGUACAUGGUUUACAUGAAAAAGGAUUUCGCGCAUAACAAUACGUCAUCAUAUGGACACUUAGACGGCUUAAUUAUGUAACAAGCACCACCAACAUUUGACGAACAUCGGAGUCAUUAUGUUUACGACUACCGUAAACCGGUGACUGCUGUUAGAAACCCGCCAUUUAUGAAUUGUAGCAAAAAAGCUACUCAGACGUCCGUUCAUCACACUAUCUCUUAUAACUGCCACCAUUAAUCUGAUGAUUUUACAAUGCUGAGUAUGCAUAAAACCAAUGGAGCUGCACAAAAAUGCAAAGCACUUAGCGGACGGAAGAGGAAGUUGGUUUCAAGCAAAGGUGAAUCAAAUAAUCAUGAGAAUGUAAUAGCAAAACAAGCUAAAACUAUACAAGGCAAUGGAACAAGUGAAGCAGGUUUUCAAAGCAGAGAAACAAAGGUGGAGAACAAGACUGAUCCGUCGCAGCCUAUCCACAGUGAAUGCAUAGCAGAAGCACAGCAAUUUGAUGCAAAUAACAUCAUCCUAGACUACAUGUACAACCCUGUGCCAAUAUUAGCAAGAUCUCAGGAUGACAUAAUGAUAGGUGUGUCAAACAGCAAAACAGUUACAUCUGACAAUGAUGAUUUUGUUCCUCUGUCGCAGCCUGCUAGGAUCAAACCCAACUUCAGCAAAAGGAAAACAUUCAAGAAAUAUUUGACAAGUUUUCAGUCUCACAAAAAGGACAAAACACCUGGGUCUACAGUCGUUAAUGCAGAUUUGAUGACAGAAGCAUCAGAAACCAUCAGUCUUCACAAAGCCAAUAUUAGUACAAGAACAUCAGACACAACAGGAACUAAAUGUAAUGUAAAAACUCUUGUGGUACUUGAAAGUAAUGACACAAAGAAAACUACAGUUACCUAUACAAGUAAUUCCCCAGGACCUGGCCCAGGAAAAAGUUCACAUGGAGAAGAAGACAAAAUACAAAGAAAAACAAUAUCAGUUACAGAAAAAAAAGGUGUUGUAGAAGAACCCUUUGAAAAUUUUCAACAUUCACCACUUGGGACUAUAAAUGGUACAGAAUAUGAGGACAUUACAGUUAAAACACCUGGUGAAGUCUUUCCACACACACAAAAAACUGUAAACUUGACAAGUACACAUGUGUCCUUUCAGGAUGAGCAACAAAUAAUUGGUAAUAUUUUCCCACUUCAAUCAAGAGAUAAUAGAGCUGUUAUGAAAGAGGUGAGUGAGAUAGGCACUGCCACAGCAGAUGAACCUGAGAGGUCCACUUCAUCAUGUGAAUCUCAAUAUAGUAAUACAGACUGUGAGUCUGUAGAAAUUACCAUAGCCUUUGAGCCCAAAGAGGGUAGUACAGCACAGAUGCAAGGAGACAUGGACAUUUCAGCCUGUGAGUAUAGAGACACUUCCAUGGCCUGUGAGGCUGGAGAUGACACAAAGUCCUGUAAAGUUGGAAAUAGUAUCACCAGAGAUGCCACAACAACAUGUGUUGAGCCUGAUAACAGUUCCAAAACCUGUAGUUCAAGGGAUAAUGUCACAGACCAUGAACUUUGUGAGAGAAACAUGGACUGCAAGUCAGCAGACAGUACCAAGAGUUGCUCCCUUGUAGUUGAUACCAGUGCCAUUCCUGGAGAUAGUACCAUGGUUUCUACACCUGUAAUUUGUGCCAUGGCCAGCAACCCCAGAGACUGUACCAUCCCAGAUAUGGCUGGAGACAAUACCGAAGUUUUUAAACUGAGGGACAACACAACUGCCAUUGAACCUAAAGUGGCAGAAGUACUCAGCCAGUGUAUUGAGGAGUUAAGGCCAUUAGAGGUGCCACAGAUUGUAGGUGUUAAGACAGUAUCUCAGUCAGAUGAGUGCCCAGACAUAAGUGACUCUCAACUUUUUCAGCUAGGGGAAGACCUUAUGAAAGAGGACCAAGCUGGAAUGGGAAACGGACUGGCGUGCCAUUACCCUGUGCCAGGCGAAAAUGCCAGCUCUGUAGACCACAGUAAGACUUGUCUCCAAUCCCCAGCACAUGCCUUGACAGCCCCCCAGAAACUGGUACAACUCAGAUCUACCAGGGAUGUGGGGGCUGCUGUACCUCCUCAAGAGAAACACCCAGAUACAAAGGAAACUCGGAUGCUGAAAGGACUGAUAUCAGAGCUCACAUCUUUGAACACCAUGCUAAUGCAAUUUAAAAGAGAAAUGGACCAACUAAGGCACAAAAGACCGAAUUAUCUUGGCACUCACAAGAAAUGUGGGAGAUGACGUAUUAAUUUGCUUCAUUUUUCUUGUAAUGUAGGGCUAAUAAUUGUCAUCAUAUUUUAUAUGCGUAUAUUUUAAAGAACAAAAUUUAAAUGUUAUUGUUACAGAAUUUUUCAGCUUAAUAUAAUAUUCAUAUUUUAGAUUAGUUUGGUAAAUAUGAAUAUUGGCAGGAUUCAAGAAAAGAAGUCAGAAUUUGUUUACAGAGACUGUAUGUAUGUAACGUGUCUUCUGUAAACUUUAUACAAUUUUUCACAUUCAACAGGGUUCAGUGUUCAUUAUUGUUAUGUAAGCAGCUUUUGUAAAAUAUUUUACAUGAUCUUGAGCAGAACAAAAGCUUAUUUAUAAUUUGUUUAUGCUUCUUGAAGGUACUUCUUAAUUUUUUCCUAAUUCAUAAAUUGUCUCAAGUGGUGGGAAUACUGGAUAUACAAAUGUUACAGUUGUUUUUCAGACUUUGUUUAC